This is a messenger RNA of Chenopodium quinoa (quinoa), 1818 nucleotides long. Its product is annotated as probable polygalacturonase. Lineage: Eukaryota; Viridiplantae; Streptophyta; Magnoliopsida; Caryophyllales; Amaranthaceae. Gene Ontology annotation, molecular function: polygalacturonase activity. The record is from RefSeq and is a predicted model, not a curated record. Gene Ontology annotation, biological process: carbohydrate metabolic process. The coding region runs from base 201 to 1667 and encodes 488 amino acids. The transcript is spliced from 6 exons.
CACAUUCGCUCUCAAUCUAUCAAAAACAGUUUACACCUGCUUCUAGACUUUAAUCACUUGGGCCCUCCACUGCCUCUAUCUAAAAUUACUCCAUAAAUUCACCCUUCUCUUCAUCUUUCUUUCUUCAUUCAACUCAACUCCACUCCAAACAAAACAAAAAAAAACACCACAAUCCAACUAUUUUUUGUUUUUUAAAAUAAAUGAAGCUGCAAUUUUUAUUCAAAGGCUUCAAAAUUAUGUCACCCAAAUACUCUCUUGUAAAAGCAGGGGUGCUAUACAAUGUAGCAAUUUGGGUGCUUUUGAUGAGCGCAAUAAGAGGAAGUGAGGGCAAAUUGGUAAAAAGACAUCCAACAAUAUCAUACAGAGCAGUAAACUGCAGAAAACACAGUGCAUUUAUAACUGAAUUUGGUGCCAAAGGAGAUGGAAAGACUCUGAAUACCAAAUCAUUUAAAUCAGCAAUUAAACAUCUUUCCAAAUUUGCCCCUGAUGGUGGAGCCCAAUUGAUCAUCCCUCCUGGAAGAUGGUUAACUGGCAGUUUCUCUCUUAUCAGCCAUUUUACUCUUUACCUUCACAAAGAUGCUGUUGUACUUGCUUCUCAGGAUGAGAAGGACUGGCCGAUACUUCCACCAUUGCCAUCUUAUGGUAAAGGAAGAGACGCCCCUGCUGGUCGUUAUCAAGGUCUUAUCUCAGGAACCAACCUUACCGAUGUAGUUAUUACAGGCGCGAAUGGAACAAUUGACGGGCAAGGUGAAGCAUGGUGGACGAAAUUUAGGAGCAACAAGCUAACGGAGACAAGGCCUCACAUGAUAGAACUCAUGUACUCUAAUGGAGUCCAAAUCUCUGAUAUCACCUUGCUCAACGCUCCGUUUUGGAACGUUCACCCUGUUUAUUGCAGAGAUGUGAUUAUUAGUGGAUUGACCAUCCUUGCACCAACUCAUUCUCCUAACACUGAUGGUAUUGAUCCAGAUUCUUGUUCUAAUGUAAGAAUAGAGAACAACUACAUAGUCUCAGGAGAUGAUUGCAUUGCAAUCAAAAGUGGGUGGGAUGAGUAUGGAAACCGGUUCAACAUGCCAACGCAACACGUUAUCAUCCGCUACCUCACGUGCAUUUCUCCAACGAGCGCCACCAUUGCACUCGGGAGUGAGAUGUCGGGUGGGAUCCGCAAUGUACGAGCUGAGCACAUCACUGCCAUAGACACCGAGUCAGGGAUCCGAAUCAAGAGCUCCCCGGGCCGGGGAGCCUUUGUCAAGGACAUCUUUGUAAGGAAAAUGACAAUGAAGACCAUGAAAUAUGUUUUUUGGAUGACAGGGUAUUAUGGGGCGCACCCUGACCCUUAUUUCAACCCGCGGGCGCUACCUACCAUCAAGAAUAUUAACUAUAUGGAUAUGGUAGCAGAGAAUGUGAGCAUGCCAGGAUAUAUGGAAGGGAUUAAGGGGGAUGUUUUUAAGGGGAUAUGUAUGUCAAAUGUUACAAUUGGUUUGGCCUCAAAACCUAUGGAAAUGUUGUGGAAUUGUACUAAUGUUGAAGGGGUUACGAAUCGGGUUAUGCCUCGGCCUUGCGGGUUGUUAAGGGAGGAUAAGAAGGUUGUGGAGUGCCCUUUCCCUGAGGAUAGGUUGCCAAUUGAAGAGGUGGAGCUCAAAAAUUGUGUAGCACCUCUCGCGGUUUAAGUUAUGUAAGGUUUGCUCUGUGUUUGGUUAUUUGGUAUUAUGUAACACUAGUAUGUGAACUUUACAUGUAAUGCCUAUUUAUGUAUAAUUAGUUAAAUUACAACUCUUGAUCAUAAUGAAGACUUUGCGUUUAUAUGACUGUUUUUAAAUA